UUUGCAAACCAACAUGACUCGCUCACAUUGCGAGCAUUUCGAAUUGUUGUGUGCUUUGCAGCCUUUACCCAGUCCGAACGAGUAAUUGUUGCUCUUUGACGAGUGCUCGGCAAAAUAAAUUCCUAAACCACCAUGAACGACGGCAAUUAUUCUGAAGAUUGGGUUAAUGGCUACCAACUGACACUUUUGGACAAGAGCAACGUGCAUGCGUCAUGGGCACGGCAGAAAAUGGAAAACACGAUUGUGGAGCACAAUGGUAAAAAGAUUGCAGGCUAUGAAAUACUCGAGGUUUACCAAGUAAAGAACUCGGAUUUGUGGGAGAAGUAUUGGAAUCGACGAGACCAGAUUAGGAGAGAAAUUGGAGGCCGAGUGAAAGAAGCUAGACUUUUCCACGGCACUAAGCAUGCAUAUAAAAUUACGGAAGAUGGCUUCAAUUUGAAUUUCGCAAACGAUAAAGGAAUGUUUGGCAAAGGUAUAUAUUUUGCUGAUUUGUCCUCGAAGAGCAAUCAGUAUACAUUUGAGGGUUGCAAUACGCCAUGCGCUCCGCACAAGAAGACGUUUUGCACUGACUGUGAACGGUUCAUGCUGAUCUGCCGAGUGGCUCUGGGCAAGGAAUAUGAACCCAACGCACCUAUGAAUGGAAUAUCUGCCCCUCCCUCAGGGUACCACUCGAUUUUGGCGGAUCCCUCGCGCAAACUGGUUAAUUACAGAGAGUAUGCUAUUUAUAAUAAUUAUCAGGCUUACCCAGGCUACUUGGUGAAGUACAAAGUGAAGAACUGAAUUGUUUUAAUUUCUUAACCAAGCACAAUAAUCUUGGACAAUUUAGUUCACAAAUCAACUACAAUAUUUAUGUAAAUUAACCAAGGCAAUUUAUAUACUGUUCUUCCAAUCAAGUUAACGCCAGCUGAAUAAACCCAUAUCUGUUUUAAAA
This is a messenger RNA of Cloeon dipterum, 931 nucleotides long. RefSeq names its product poly [ADP-ribose] polymerase tankyrase-like. Gene Ontology annotation, molecular function: NAD+-protein mono-ADP-ribosyltransferase activity; NAD+ poly-ADP-ribosyltransferase activity. The record is from RefSeq and is a predicted model, not a curated record. Gene Ontology annotation, cellular component: nucleus. Lineage: Eukaryota; Metazoa; Arthropoda; Insecta; Ephemeroptera; Baetidae. The transcript is spliced from 5 exons. Bases 133 to 780 code for a protein of 215 amino acids.